AUGGCAUGGCCCCUUUGCCUGUCCGAGCGCUUCAUUUCGCCCCCUCUUCGAGAGGCAUUUGGCAUCUUGCCCCGCCGCGCGGACGUCGACACCGUUGUCACCUUCCUCGCGGACCAGUUUGUAGGCGACUUUGACGGGAUGGGCAAGGAGUUUGAGAUGCUUUCGCGCGGUGACCGCUCGGACUGCUCCUCCUUGGCGCCGAGGCCCCCGCUCGACAUCGACACGCCGUUCCGCCUCCGCGUGCUCUAUCUCCUUCACUCCGGGGCAAGGAAGCAGGCACGUAUGGAGGUCGAGGCGCGUGCGAGCAGGCUGCGCGCAGGAGAGGAGCAAGGCAGGAGCAGCACACCAGCGAGGCGGGCUCGGAAAAAGGCUGCGAGGCGCGAACAAUCAGUGCUCGACGCUUCAUCCACCGUGAACUCCUCCGCACCCUCACCGCUCCUUGCGCCAAACCCGUCUCAGUCGCUCUCCGCUGCAGCUUUUCUUCCUUUCUCGGCAGACAACUCAUCUCCGUCUUCUAAGCGGAAAUACGCUAAUCCUCCCCUCAAACGCUCGAUUAAGAAGAUCAAGCGCGAGGCGAUCGCAAGCCCCCGACCAUGCACGUCCUGCCGCGCACUCAAGCCGGCCAAGCAGUCACUCCCAUACGGGUUCAAGAAGAAGAAAAAGACGGGGUGGUCGAGUUCGAACAUCAGCAACCGUCUUCUUAUACUCCUCGGGCGUCCACCGCUGCCCAGUCUGCCCAAAGCCGAGAGUGCAAGGAAGGUAGCAGCAAAAGGUCAGGAGAAACCCUUGACCGUACGUGAAGGUCCUAAAAGCUCUUCCGCGAAGCGGCAUGCACCCCCAUUUGAGUCUGAGGUGCGCAACAUUGCGGCAACGGCGUCGACAACGAGCGAAGUGCUCUCAAGCACACCCCCGACGGCUGGUAUCCCGUCACGCACGUUCGCGGCCGUGAUGCGCCUAGUUGCAGGUCUUGGACCUGUGCGCUUAUCGACGCCGACGAGCCGCCCAGCUCCAGGCCGCGCACCGCCCGUCUGGGCACAGUCACGACAGGAGCUAUGUGAAGCCCUGCCGUACUAUCGCGCCUUCCAGUCUGGAAUGUACAUGCAUAAGCGUGUGCCAUUCGGAUAUCUUCUCGACGGAUAUCCCUCUCCGUGA
Molecule: messenger RNA, 1152 nt
Organism: Cutaneotrichosporon oleaginosum
Lineage: Eukaryota; Fungi; Basidiomycota; Tremellomycetes; Trichosporonales; Trichosporonaceae
Source: RefSeq, a predicted model, not a curated record